CCGCCGCGGCCCUGCCAGGUUGUUACUGGCAGAAGCAUCACUGAGAUCUGAAUCCUGGAACUUGCUUUCAAGAGCUUGAAACAAAGGACUUCUUUCUAAUUUGGGCAUGGCUAAUCGAGGUGCAACAAGACCCAAUGGGCCAAAUGCUGGAAAUAAAAUUUGCCAGUUCAAACUAGUACUUUUAGGAGAGUCUGCAGUUGGCAAAUCAAGUUUGGUGCUUCGUUUUGUAAAAGGACAGUUUCAUGAGUUUCAAGAAAGUACAAUUGGAGCUGCUUUUCUAACCCAGACUGUAUGUCUCGACGAUACAACGGUAAAAUUUGAAAUUUGGGAUACAGCUGGGCAAGAGCGGUACCACAGUUUAGCACCUAUGUACUACAGAGGAGCGCAAGCAGCUAUAGUGGUAUACGACAUUACAAAUGAGGAGUCGUUUGCCAGAGCGAAAAACUGGGUCAAAGAACUUCAGCGACAAGCAAGUCCUAACAUUGUAAUAGCUUUAGCAGGAAACAAAGCUGAUCUAGCUAACAAGAGAGCUGUGGAUUUCCAGGAAGCACAGGCUUAUGCAGAUGACAACAGCUUAUUGUUCAUGGAGACGUCUGCCAAAACAUCUAUGAACGUAAAUGAAAUAUUCAUGGCAAUUGCAAAAAAAUUGCCUAAGAAUGAACCACAGAAUGCAGGAGCCAGCUCUGCUAGAGGAAGAGGAGUAGACCUUACUGAACCCACGCAACCACCCAAGAGUCAAUGUUGUAGUAACUAAAACAUCAAUUGCUUUAAACUGUUCUGAAUAUUCUUCUGCUUCCUAACUGUUAAUAACCAUGGAAUUGGAGUGCUUAACCUGGCCCAGUACAUCUUCCAAACAGCGAAGAGACUUACGAUAAUAGUCAAGUUCAUGAUACAGAGUUUUCUUUUGACCUAAAAUUUUAACAUGCAUGUAUCCACCACUGGCUGUAAUGUUUCAGCAGUAGAGGAGAGAUGGAAGCGGAAUAAACUUCCUUCAGUUGAAAGGUUUAAAAAUCACUUACCAUUAGGGGUGUAAAAGAACUACUUUUCGUGGACCUAAUUGGCCAGUUCCUGUAGCCUCAAUACUGAUUACUGUUAUAAUAAAUAGAAUUGGGACUUUUCAUAAUUCUCAAUUGUGCUUUAAAACCUUUUUAGAAACAGGGUCUAAAAAUUACUUAAACUUAUUCACAGUAUUGAUGCAACCAGUUGUUUCUGCGGGUAUCUACUGUUUAGUUAUACAUUCCAUAGUUUAAUAAUUUAAUUACAGAUAAUACUUGCAUUAACAAUUUUAAGAACCCUAUGCUUGCGGGAAAGUGGAGUUUUAGUUGGUACACUGUAUGUAAAUUCUAUCAGCCCAGUUAGUUAUCUAAAGGAAUUAGUGAUAAAUCAAGUUUAACUUCAUUUCUAAUCUGUUCAGAGGGUACAGACCAGUAAAUUCAACUUUACGACUUAGGGGUUUUUUUUUCCUCUACAAACUGUAAGAGCUCUUCAAGUAAAAUCACAACAAACUUGGUGUCUGUAACUUCUUUCUUGUUUUUGAUCAUUGCUGGCCAUUACAGUUUGUUUUUCCCCUAAGGAAAAAAAUAGUGCACUAACGAUUAUGUACAUCCAACUUGAUUUUAAAUUUGGAUAUUAAUGUACUGUAAAUAGGUACUCUGCAUUGUAGUCUACAUUUGUUUAAUACUUUCUGUAAUAUUUAAGAGUUGCUUAAAGGUAUACAGAAUGUACAGUUACUUAAAGCUAACUUUUUUCCUCUCUAAUCAAAGGGGGUUCAAAGUUCUUCCUUUAUGGCUAGAACAGUAAUAAAUGAUGCUCCUGUAUCUGUAACAUAAGUAUUGCUGUCUGUCAGUAAUGAACUUUGCAACUUUGUUUUCCAAAGUACGUUUUAUUUUGAUCUGUCCAGUAUAUUGCACUAAUUCUUUUAGUUAUUUUCAUUAUAUGAAAUCUACCAAGUGUGUCAGAAGAGAUGAAUUAGUCUAUUUAAAUGUUGAACUGAUAGCAGAAACUUACUUGUGCAGAUUUUAAAUUUGCAGUAAUCUGGGUCUAGCAAGGAAAAUGACAGUUCACCAGUGUUUAGUUUUAUAUUGAGGUGCUCAGGUUUGAAUAAAGUGGUUUAAAAGAAAAAAAAAAUUUUUGAUUACUGUUUCUUACUGAGAGUUUCAGAAGGUUUUAUUGCAUUUGCACAGUUCCAGACAAGAUGUCUGAUUUACUAUAUGGGUCAGCAUUGAAGAUGAUUACAAGUAAAUUCAUGACACAGCUAAA
Molecule: messenger RNA, 2259 nt
Organism: Aptenodytes forsteri (emperor penguin)
Lineage: Eukaryota; Metazoa; Chordata; Aves; Sphenisciformes; Spheniscidae
Gene: RAB5A
Product: RAB5A, member RAS oncogene family
Exons: 7
Coding region: 107-754 (215 amino acids)
Molecular function (GO): GTP binding; GTPase activity
Source: RefSeq, a predicted model, not a curated record